Trametes versicolor FP-101664 SS1 is the source of this 1370-nucleotide messenger RNA. Its product is annotated as ribonuclease H-like protein. The record is from RefSeq and is a predicted model, not a curated record. Gene Ontology annotation, molecular function: nucleic acid binding; RNA-DNA hybrid ribonuclease activity. Gene Ontology annotation, biological process: DNA replication, removal of RNA primer. Lineage: Eukaryota; Fungi; Basidiomycota; Agaricomycetes; Polyporales; Polyporaceae. The transcript is spliced from 8 exons. The coding region runs from base 1 to 1260 and encodes 419 amino acids.
AUGCCAAGCAACACCACGAAACCCGGCUUCUACGCCGUCGCAAAAGGCCGAAAGCCUGGGAUUUAUACGGAAUGGACCGACUGCAAAGCGCAGAUCUUAAACUAUAACGGCGCGAAGUAUAAGAAGUUCCCGAACCCCUCCAAAGCUGAGGCUUGGAUCCAGGGCAACGUAGGGUCUGACGUCGCCCGCGCGGCUAUGGAGACCUUUCUGGCAUCGAAUGCGACGUUUCGAACCGACGUGCUACCUCAGACUGCACCCGAAACUCACUCCGCCCCACCAGCUGUAUCUACCGCAGCAGGAGCAGCAGCGACAUCGCCUUCGAAACCGUUUGGGCUGCCCGCAGAGGGUCAACCUUGGAUUGUUUACACAGACGGCUCGUGUCAAGGAAACGGCAAGCCGGGCGCGGUGGCCGGGAUCGGCAUAUGGUGGGGCAAAGACGAUCCGCGGAACACAUGUGAACGCUGCCCCGGUGAUCAGACCAACAACCGCGCGGAGCUCAUCGCGAUCAUCCGCGUUCUAGAGACGGCACCUAUAGACACACACGCGCUCGUUAUCAAGACGGAUUCGUCGUAUAGCAUCAAUUGUCUAAGUGAUUGGCUCCCUAUGUGGAAGAGGAACGGCUGGAGACGUAGCACCGGGAAGCCGAUCUUGAACGUUCCGCUCAUAAAGUACGCCGACGCUCUGCUACAAGAGCGCCGCGAGUCCGCGAAGCAGCCGGUGGAUCUCGUGAAGGUCCUAGGACACUCCGGUGAAGAAGGGAAUGAGGGUGCCGAUCGACUGGCGAAUCUCGGUGCCACGAUGCCUACUGUGCCAGAUCGCGACUGGGCGGAUCUCAUAGAACAAACUCGAGCUCGUGUCAACAUGGUUCGCCCGGCUCAAGGGGUAGCGAUAAUGCAAGACACCGCUCGCAGUGACGUACCCGUCGCUCGGGCACCGCUCACCAAUGGGAACAUUGGACGACAAGCUCAGGUCGACGUUCCCAAUGUACCAGCAGUGGAGAAUGUGAUCAACCCGCCCGAACCAGCGGCAGCAGAUCGGAGAGUCGUCGUACCACGACGUACGAAGCCGGUCAGUGCCGCGAAGUCAUCGGUAUCCGCAGCAGCCGCGAAGGCACCUGCAUUGGUUUCAGACCCGCAAGACAUCGUGUACGGUGAUCCCAAUACUAAGAUCUCACCCGAGGAAUGGGAUCUUUACGCGGCUUGCAUCCUCUCGGACGAAGAGUUCUUGGAGGAGGCCGAACAGCAAGGCGUGUACGACUAACGCUUCGUAGUAUAUAUAUGGGCUACUUAUCCCCGUGGCCAUGGAUCUCAACUGGUCUUGUGCGUCUUCCGUCUUGUAUUGAGCGUCGGUGUAUUACCAGUAUGCCCCAC